AUGUCGACGCGCGUGGCGACGGCGUCGACGACGGCCGCGCUUCGACGGUCGUCCGCUCCACACGCACCUCGCGCUCGCGUCGUGCGUGUUCGAGCGUGUCGAGAGUGCGUGUCGUCCUCUACUUCAUCCUCGUCCUCCAAGUCCUCGAGUCUUCUUCCGCGCUCGCUCGUUCGCUCGCGAUCGCACGCGCUCGCCGCGACGUCUCGAGAGCCCAAGGACGACGCGUCGACGAGCGGACGUGAGGACGAACAUGGCCCGGACGAGGACACGGCGUCGAUGAAGAUCGCCAUGGGACUCUUGGACUUUUACAAGCGAGAGGUAUCGCCGCUGCUGCCGAAGAGCUGCCGGUACGUGCCGACGUGCUCGGAGUACGCGAGACAGGCGUAUAAGAAGUACGGCACUUCAAAGGGAUUCGUUCUCACGGCGUGGAGACUGCUGCGGUGUAAUCCAUUGCCGCUGUUGGGGGGGAGCGGUUACGAUCCUCCGAUGUGGCCGCCGCCGUACUUGGGCUCGGAUCCGGCGGAACUGUGA
Ostreococcus tauri is the source of this 531-nucleotide messenger RNA. RefSeq names its product Putative membrane protein insertion efficiency factor. The transcript has a single exon. The record is from RefSeq and is a predicted model, not a curated record. Lineage: Eukaryota; Viridiplantae; Chlorophyta; Mamiellophyceae; Mamiellales; Bathycoccaceae. Bases 1 to 531 code for a protein of 176 amino acids.